Molecule: messenger RNA, 1007 nt
Organism: Anoplopoma fimbria (sablefish)
Lineage: Eukaryota; Metazoa; Chordata; Actinopteri; Perciformes; Anoplopomatidae
Product: hatching enzyme 1.2-like
Exons: 8
Coding region: 8-826 (272 amino acids)
Biological process (GO): proteolysis
Molecular function (GO): zinc ion binding; metalloendopeptidase activity
Source: RefSeq, a predicted model, not a curated record
GCUAAAGAUGGCUCGCAUGUCUAUGUUCAGGUUCUCAGCUGUGGCUCUACUGCUGCUGUCCGCCUGCUGUUGGGCCGACAAUGAGGCAGAGGACAUUGCAGAGGUGGACUCUGGGGAUCUUUCUGUUUCUGAGCUGCUGGAGAGAGCCAACAGUAAUCUGAUCCGCUCCGCCAAUGACCCAAUCCUGAUCGACGGAGACAUCGCCAUCGAGAGCGAGGCCGAGAGAAACGCCGACCCCUGCACCAGCCGAGGCUGCAAGUGGGGCAAGUUCACUGACGGGAAGGUCUACAUUCCUUAUUACAUCACCAACCACUUCUCUUCUCGUGAGAAGUCCAUCAUCACCCGUGGACUGGACUCCUUCUCCUCCUUCUCCUGCAUCCGCUUCAGGCCCAGCAGAAGCAGCGACCGCGACUGGCUGAGCAUCGAGUCCCAGAACGGUUGCUACUCCAUGGUCGGCCGUCGUGGUGGGAAGCAGGUGGUGUCUCUGGCCCGUCGUGGAUGCCUUUACCACGGCACCGUCCAGCACGAGCUGCUCCACGCUCUGGGCUUCAACCACGAGCAGACCCGCUCCGACAGGGACAACCACAUCAGAGUCGUGCUGCAGAACGUUGAGUCUGGAAUGGAACACAACUUCAGGAAGAUCGCCACCCUCAACCAGGGCACUCCCUACGAUUACGGCUCCGUCAUGCAGUACCACAAGUUUGCCUUCUCUAAGAACAACCAGCCCACCAUGGUCCCCAUCCCCAACUCCAACGUUUCCUUCGGCAACGCCAAGGAGAUGAGCCGCAACGACAUCGCCAGGCUCAACACUCUCUACGGCUGCUGAGAAGCCUGCUCAGAUGUUCUGAUGGACGCAGCAGAGGGAAGACUGUCUCCUGGAGCUCUCUGGACCGACCUGAACUCAUCAGAACAACAGUUUAUGAUCAGACUAUAAAGAUACUUUGACCGGAAUACGGCUCUCUCUUUGCAUUCUUUAUUUCAUCACAUCCUUGUUUGUUUUCUCAAAC